Molecule: messenger RNA, 2405 nt
Organism: Entelurus aequoreus (snake pipefish)
Lineage: Eukaryota; Metazoa; Chordata; Actinopteri; Syngnathiformes; Syngnathidae
Product: gastrula zinc finger protein XlCGF8.2DB-like
Exons: 2
Coding region: 137-1351 (404 amino acids)
Biological process (GO): regulation of transcription by RNA polymerase II
Cellular component (GO): nucleus
Molecular function (GO): RNA polymerase II cis-regulatory region sequence-specific DNA binding; DNA-binding transcription activator activity, RNA polymerase II-specific
Source: RefSeq, a predicted model, not a curated record
UGUUCGACCAAGAGGUACAAUAAAUAAAGAGCUCCCGGGCUAAACUGAGAAAUAAUAGUUUUCUACGUCCAGUUAUUAUACAGAUUAGUCUAUAAUACUUCUCGUGUAUAGCUAAUCACAACAAAAACAAUUCAAAAUGUUGAAAGAAUUGGUGAAAGAGCGACUAAUGGUGGCAGCCGAUGACAUUUUUGCACUGUUUGAACGAACUAUAGCGUCCUACGAGGAGGAACUUUCUCGAACAAGAGAGAAGGAGAGACAACAGCUGGCGGCUGAAAGCGAGUCGAAGAUGCUUGACGUUGACGAUGUCCAGCAGUUGAUUAGUUGUCAAGAAGAACGUCCCACUCAGUCGCAGGGGAGAAGCUUCACUCAGGAGCAGGAGGAUCUAAGGCCAUCUGACGUUAAAAAGGAAGAGAUGGAAUUCUGGAUCGCUCAAGAGGGAAAGUGUCUUCUCGGGCCAGAGGAGGCCGAUCCCACCGAGUUGCAACUGAUUGGUGCCUCUGUGAAGAUUGAAGACCAACCACCAGAGUUCUCAAAUCUUCCAAGCAGCAGCUCACCACAACACUUGACAACACAACCUGAUGGAGACCACCGUGAAGGAUCACAAGCAGACCAACUCUUAGCUCCACUAUCUGAUAGUGACUACACAACGUCACACUGUCCUGAGGAUGAAGACUGUGAUGACGCCCAAAAACCUUUGAGCAUCGACGUUGUGCGGACUGAUCCUGACAACAAACACUCUCAACUCUCUGAAAAGAAGCUCACUAAAGAUCAGUUUACCUGCUUAGUUUGUGCUGAAAGUUAUACAUAUAAGUGUGAGUUUACACGACACAUGCAGACACACAAUCAGCCUUUUAAAUGCUCAGUUUGUGAUAAAAUAUUCACUAAAAGGAAAACAAUAAUUGAACAUGCCAGAACACAUACGAAAGAAAAACCUUUUAGCUGCUCGAUAUGCGGUAAAAGAUUCUCCUGGAAGUCAAGUAUCACAACACACACAAAGUUACACUUGCCUGAAAAACCUUUUAGAUGUUCAUUUUGUGGGAAACGAUUUUCUCAAAAAUCACACGUGGAGUCACACAGAAGGAUACACACAGGUGAAAAGCCAUUUAAAUGCCAAUUUUGCGAUAAAAGAUUCUCUCACCGGUCAUCUAUGGCGUCACAUGUGAGACUGCACACGCGUGAAAAACCUUUCAGUUGCUCAGUUUGCGGCAAAAGAUUUACUCAGGAGUCUCAAAUGUCGUCACACAUGAGAACGCACACAGGAGCAAAACCCUUUACAUGCUCGAUAUGCGGUAAAAGUUAUUCUCAAAGGAAAUAUUACGCAGCACACCUGGGGACACACACUGGAGAAUAAUUUGAGUCUAAUCAAAAAUCAACAUGCAUUUCAAAUCAGUCCUACAGUAAAUAUGUAAUGUAUAAAAAUACUUACAAACCUUAACGUAACCAUGCAACUUUCAUUAUAUUUCUACCAUACCGUUAGUUAAGAAAGUGAAGGUGAUGUUUAAUGUAAAGUGUUUUGGGUAUCAUUCCAGUUAUAGUCAAGCGCUAUAUAAAUAAGAACUGUUUACCGUUUAUUUGUCAUGAUUUAGUCACUUUCAAAUAAGAUUAACAAACAUCACAGCUGAAGAAGAUUCCCAGUUGUGUUGCAUUUUGUGGUUCAGACAUGCUCCCAAAAUUAUGUUUCCAACCUAAGCUGUUUGGGACAUAAAUAUGAAACUUGUAAAUACAGUACGUAUGUCUAAGUCGGGGGUCGGUUACCCGCGGCUCCAGAGCCACAUGCGGCUUUUUAGCGCCGCUCUAGUGGCUCUCCGGAGCUUUAUCAAAAAUGUAUGAAAAAUGGAAAAAGAUGAGGGGAAAAAUAUAUUUUUUGUUUUAAUAUGGAAACAAACAUGACACAAACCUUCCUAACACCGUUAAUGUUAAACAGACUAUUUGGCGAGCGCCGUUUGUACUACUAAUUUUGGCGGUCCUUGAACUCACCAUAGUUUGUUUAGAUCAGGGGUCACCAACCUUUUUGAAACCAAGAGCUACUUUUUGGGUAGUGAUUAAUGCGAAGGGCUACCAGUUUGAUACACACUUAAAUAAAUUGCCAGAAAUAGCCAAUUUGCUCAAUUUACCUUUAACCCUAUGUUAUUAUUAAUAAUUAAAUGAUAUUUACACUUAAUUGAACAGUUUAAAAGAGGAGAAAACACGAAAAAAAUGACAAUUAAAUUUUGAAACAUAGUUUAUCUUCAAUUUCGACUCUCUAAAAUUCAAAAUUCAACCGAAAAAAAGAAGAGAAAAACUAGCUAACACGAAUCUUUUUGAAAAAAUUAAAAAAAUUAUUUAUGGAACAUCAUUAGUCAUUUUUCCUGAUUAAGAUUAAUUUUAGAAUUUUGAUGACAUGUUUUAAAUAGGUUAAAAUCCAA